Molecule: messenger RNA, 1638 nt
Organism: Pseudomyrmex gracilis
Lineage: Eukaryota; Metazoa; Arthropoda; Insecta; Hymenoptera; Formicidae
Gene: NitFhit
Product: nitrilase homolog 1
Exons: 6
Coding region: 340-1296 (318 amino acids)
Molecular function (GO): hydrolase activity, acting on carbon-nitrogen (but not peptide) bonds, in linear amides
Source: RefSeq, a predicted model, not a curated record
AACCUGAGAGAGAAAGAAAGAAAGAAAAGUGCAAUUGGAAACCGCGUCUUUGUCACACACACGUCAUCUCCUUUUUUCUGCUAUUCAUCUAUCUAUCUCUGUCUUUACUCUCUUUUGCACACAGGCAUGAAAAGCACGAAAUUUUAUAUACAGUAUACACACACAUACGUAUUACGUAGAGUUACGUAGAUACGUCGCGCGUUCUGUCUAAUAUUUUAUAACUUAAAAAUCAAGAGGCACGGUGGUGCCUCGCGCCAAGUAUUUAAAAAUAUAAUACAUCGAAAAAAUAAUUAAAAUUUUACAAGUGAGAACGCUCUAUUUUACAGAGAAAUAAUAUAUAUGAUACAACAAUGCGAUAAGAUAAUGAAACACGGGUGGCUCGUUAUCGCUCGGUCGCGUAUUUUAGGAUGUUACAGCAUACAGCCAAGAAAACGUUGUAUCGGCACAAUGGCACAUCCGUUGAUCGCAGUUUGUCAAAUGCGAUCCGUAGCUGACAAAGCAAAAAAUUUAGAAGUUCUGACGGAAUUAACAGCCGAGGCGAAACGCAGAUCAGCUGCAAUAGCAUUCUUUCCUGAAGCUUGUGAUUACCUGGCGGAUAACAAGAAAGACAUUGUUGCUAUGGCUGAACCUCUGACUGGACAGACGGUAAAAUCUUACAAAGAGAUUGCCGUUAAAAAUGACAUCUGGUUAUCCUUGGGCGGAGUUCACGAAGCUUCAGACAAUGCGGAAAAAAUUUACAAUACUCAUAUAUUGAUAAAUAACGAAGGACAAUUGAUAGCUGCGUACAGAAAGAUACAUUUGUUCGAUAUGGAUAACAAGGAUACCGGAGUACGUCUGAUGGAAUCGGAUUAUGUUCUUAAAGGAGAGGAUAUUUCGCCACCUGUGUCCACGCCGAUUGGCAAGCUCGCGCUCAGCAUUUGUUACGAUAUGCGGUUUCCCGAAUUAUCGUUGACUUUGCGGAACAUGGGAGCGCAGAUUCUCACAUAUCCGUCGGCGUUCACGUAUCAGACCGGUGCGGCGCACUGGGAGGUGAUGUUGCGUGCGCGAGCAAUAGAGAAUCAGUGUUACGUCGUGGCUGCGGCACAAACCGGCGCGCACAAUAAAAAGAGAGUCAGCUGGGGACAUGCCAUGAUUGUAGAUCCUUGGGGCGCCGUUGUAGCACAAUGCGCAGAAAAAACAGGCAUAGCCAUUGCGGAAAUUGAUCUCGCAUUACUGGAAAGAGUCAGAAAAAACAUGCCGUGCGAAGAACACCGCCGUACUGACUUGUAUUCCAAAAUGGAAAUGCCGAAAGUCUAAUUAAUCGGUUACAUCUCUCGAUUGGGCUUGUUAAUAAUAAACUCUUUAUUUUUUAUGUUUUAUAUUUUGUUUCGUUAUCUGUAUGGUGAUUCUUUUGUUUUAUUGUUUAUACAUUGUUGUACUCUGUUAACAAUAAAUUCUGGUUAAGAGCACGCGAUUUAUGACAUUAGGAACACUUCCAUAAAAUGUCUAGUUGCUCACAGAAUUGUUUACAUCUUCUUUUUGAUAAUACAACAUAUAUGUGCAAAAAAGAUGAAGUGUAACAUAAUUGUUAAAUAAAAAAUGCAUAUGUAUAUAUUCUGUUACAUAAUUAUAAGUAGUAGUAUUAAAUAAACAUAUCUA